AUGUCCCGCCAGGUUACUGCCGGACUGUACGACUGGGUUACGUUGGAUAUCCUUGAGUACAUGCAUGAGAACGAGCAUGUCCAUGCUGACAUCAAAGCUGCCAACCUACUGCUGGGUUGGAAAAAACCAAAAGAGGUUUACCUCGUGGACUAUGGCCUCGUCGUUCGAUACAGCCCCGACGGCAGACACAAGGGUUAUGCCGAGGAUCCACGCCGAGCCCACGACGGAACGGUGGAGUUUACCUGCAUCGACAUGCACAAGGGCGUUGUGCCUUCACGAAGAGCUGACAUUGAGAUUUUGGGGUACUGCUUGCUGCAGUGGUUGUGUGGAAAGCUGCCCUGGGAAGACAACUUGACCGACUGUGAUCACGUCAUGGAACAAAAAAUCGAGUUCAUGGGAAAUAUUCCUACCUACAUGAAGAAGCUAUUUGGAAAAGAAGUGCCAACUGAGAUACAGAAGUACCUGCAGUACACAAUCGAACUCGCCUACGGGGAGAAGCCAGAUUACAACUAUCUGCGGAAGUUACUUCGCGAAGGCAUGAAGAAGCGAGGUUUCGUCGACGAUGGCUACGUGGACAUGGAAGCUAAAGACGCAAAGGGAGGUGCCAGGGGUAAAGCAGGCCUUUCAAAGCUGCGACUCAAUGGUACUCUUGCCGCAACGCCGCAGGAGGUUGGAGAAAUGGUCAAGAACAAUAGCAAACUGAGCAAGGGAACACCUAGGAGGUCACCGCGAGGCACCACCGUAGAGUCACCAUUCGUAACGCCGCUGUCAGCCGUUCCCAAGCUAAAGAGGGAGAGCAGGAAGCGUGGCAGCGAAGAAAAGAGUGGCAGUCCUGCGAAACGCUCGAGGAAGCUGGCGAGCAGAUCUCCCGUGAUCGCUCCGCUAGACAUGACGGAGAGCGACGAGGAAACCUACUCCACUCCGCCGCAGAGCCGAGCGCAGCUGAUGCGGCUGCAGCACACAGACCUACCCCCCAAGAGCGAUGUGCCACGCAAGCAUGUCAAGCGUAUGUCACUCGCCAACCGACGCUCCUCUGUCAUGGUCACCCCAGCGCAGCUACAAGCACAAAAGCUGAAGACCAAGGCCAGGAAGCAAAUCGGAAAGGGGACAAAUAAAGUGAUUAAGCCUGGAGGAUCGCCAAAGCAUGGACACAUCCAACUUAAAUAUGCGUGGGGACCACCGCUUCCCAAUGCUACACCCGCUUUGUCAAGUGCAACGCGCAACUCGGUAGCUAAACCUGCGCCGAAGCGUAAAGGUGGUAAGAUAAAAAUUAACCAGUGCAGUCCUGAGCUGUUUUGAACGGAAUAGUUGAAUAGGAGAAAGUGUAGAAAACAACUUGGUUAAAGAACUAGCAAGAAGUGGUAUAUCCAUAUGGAAUCUAAUUAUGAGAUAUUAUUCAUUUAGUGUAGGUGUUUAGAUCUAACACCAAGUGAGACAGGACAGUGCGGUGGAUGGGUAAAGGUGUUUAGUUGGUGUAGGGACACCAGUUCCACGUGUCAGAUAGUUACCACCUGAUACUUAUUUUAAUUCAUGUAUUUAGACGCUGAAGCCUGCGUGGCUAGAUAACAGUCUAUGCUGCAAGUAAAAAUGAUAAUUAAAAAAUCCUUAUUCUUCUUCUAGCCAUUUCAUUCACAUUUUCAUGUUAUUAGCUAUCGUAAUUAUAACGAGUUUAUCAUUUGCUCCAUAACGAUGUAGCAAACACUCACUCUACUGUGUAGCAAACCUACCGUUUUCAUAGACGACUUGUAAGGAAAGGUCAUAUUUGAAGAAUUGAUGUUACCAAGUGAUAAUAUUCUACGAAUGGAUAAUAGGAAAUGAUAUUCUAAUAUUCUACGACGUAUAUCAUUGAUGGUCCGGUGUUGUGUGUGACGGUGGCUGGUUCUGUCAGUAAAUAGUGCUGGCGAUUCUUGCUUUCAGGAUCUCGCUUAUUGUUGUCGUAAAAUAAUAUUUCUUCAUUGCACAUGUAAAUACUUGUUGUGAAUUGUCUAGUUACACGUAAUACAGUAAUAAGGUAUAAUGAUCGCAAAUGGAAUAGUAAUUGGUGGCAAUUACUGAAAUUUUGCUUUUCUUAUUGCACAUCUUUGCUCCACUAUGCUGUGUUUUCUUUAUUGUUAAUACUAUUAUAUUGUAUAUUUAGAUGUUAUUAUUGCAGGCAUCUAUAUUUAGUAAAUAACAAUUAUAUUUAAAACAAAA
Priapulus caudatus is the source of this 2193-nucleotide messenger RNA. RefSeq names its product serine/threonine-protein kinase VRK1-like. Gene Ontology annotation, molecular function: protein serine/threonine kinase activity; ATP binding. The record is from RefSeq and is a predicted model, not a curated record. The transcript has 9 exons. Gene Ontology annotation, cellular component: cytoplasm; nucleus. Bases 1 to 1299 code for a protein of 432 amino acids. Gene Ontology annotation, biological process: signal transduction; peptidyl-serine phosphorylation. NCBI's taxonomy places the organism in Eukaryota, Metazoa, Priapulida, Priapulimorpha, Priapulimorphida, Priapulidae.